This is a messenger RNA of Plasmodium adleri (nom. inval.), 2841 nucleotides long. Its product is annotated as conserved Plasmodium protein, unknown function. NCBI's taxonomy places the organism in Eukaryota, Apicomplexa, Aconoidasida, Haemosporida, Plasmodiidae. The record is from RefSeq and is a predicted model, not a curated record. The transcript is spliced from 2 exons. Bases 1 to 2841 code for a protein of 946 amino acids.
AUGAAUAUAAGUGUUAAGGAGAGCCUAGAACAUGUGUGCGAGGUUUUUUCAUUUUUUGGUAUAGACUACAUAUCAGCUGAAAUAUUGAGAAGAGGAAAGAAUGAUAAGAAAAUAAAAAGAAGGAAAGUAAUAAUAAGAUAUAAUUUUUUAAUAAAUGACUUAUGUUUAUUGUAUUUUUUUGAAUUUACGAGAAGAUUUAAACCUAGUUAUAAUGAUUAUAUAAAAAAAGAAAUAACCAAAAAGGAAGAGAAAUAUAUAAAAGGUAUGAAAAGAAAUGAGAGAAAUAUAAAUAAUAAUAUAAAUAAUAAUAUAAAUAAUAUUAAUAAUAAUAAUGAUUAUGAUGAUGAUGAUAAUAUAUUUAGUGAUGAUGAGGAUUAUUUAUAUGAAGGACUUGAUGAUGAUACAACCUAUUUUGAUGACUUUAAUUUAAUAUGUCCUUUAGUUAUUUUGUUACUAGAAUAUUUUGAAUAUCCAAGAUUAUAUCAGUUAUUAAAAUGUAACUUUCAAAAUACAAAAGAAUUAUUAUUAUGUAUAGGUUUUUUAAUAGAUAGCACAAAUUUAUUUGAACAAUAUGACAAAAGACAAAUUUAUUAUGAGGAAUUCUUUAAAAAUAUAAACAAUAAUAAUAAUAAUAAUAAUAAUAAUAAUACUGUAAAUUAUAAUAAUAAUAAUAAUAAUAGAAUAAAAAAAGAUGCAGAUAAAAUAAACGAAGAUAAUAAUAAUAAUAAUAAUAAUAAUAAUAAAGAUUACUAUCAUUUUUAUCAUUAUAUUAAUGAAGCCAUGAAUUUACUAUGUAAUAAACCAUAUGAUAUUGAAAUGUUUCAAUACAAAUAUUUUUAUAACUUUUUAGAAUCAUUGAAAAAAAAAAAAAAAAGAAAAAAAAAAGAAAAUUUUCGUAUCGAUAAUAAAAGGAAAUAUGACAAUAAAUUAAUUCUUAAAGAAAAUAAUAAAAUAAAUGAUAAGUUUAAGUGUGAACAAAAUUAUAUUGUUGAUAAGGGAAAAUCACUCAAUAAUUUUGAUAAAGAUUAUAUAGACAAUUUUGAUGAUAUAUAUAUCAUAGAAAAGAAUUUAAUAACAUUAAUAGAUUAUAUACAUUAUGAUUAUUCUACAUAUCAAGAAGAAUUUCUUAAUUAUUAUUAUAGUAAUAUUUACUCUUGUUUAGAAGAAGAUGAUAUAUAUUUAGAUGAAAAUACACAGAAGUUAUAUACAAAAGAAAUAAUAAAAAAUAUUAAUAAAAAUUGUAAUAAAUCAAUACAAAUAUUUAAUAAAAUACAAAGACAGAUAUUUCAUUUACAACAUAUAGAUCUUAUAAGAAUAAAGCUUUUCUGUCAAUUCAAUGAUAUUGUUACAGCAUAUAUACAACCACAUAAUGGUAUACUACAUAUAAGUAAUUAUAAACAAAAUAUUAUGAAUACAGAAUGGAUAACUGAUAAGUGGGGAUUUAAAAGAAAAAUUAAAAAAAUUAAUCUGGAAAAUAAUUUUUUAUUUAAUAUAUCUAUAGAUAAUGAAAAAGAAAAUAACCGUAUCAUUAUAGGUCUUUCACAAGAAAACAACAACAACGACAAUAAUAAUAAUAAUAAUAAUAAUAAUAAUAUGUCUCAUAUUAAUAUGACAAAAAAAUGCCCAAAUAUCUCAUUAUCACAUACAAAUAAUAAAAAGAAUAUAACAAAUAAUUAUGAAUCAUCAGAAUUUUUUGAAGAUAUCAAUUUAGAUAUAUUAGAAGAAAAAAUAAAUAUUAAUGAAUUUUUUAUUCUAAAUAAUAUAUCUUUAUAUAAUAAUAUUAUUCAUAUAUAUAAAAACGGAAAAUACUUUUUUUCAUAUGAACAGCUGAGGGCUGUUUUUUGGAUAUGGAUACAGUCUUUAUUUUCUGAUAUUUCAGAUUUAGAAACAGAUAUUGAAGAAGAAAAAUUAAAAGAGAAAGACAGUAUAAAUAUUCAAGUGGAUUUCUUUGAUAUAAAUAAUAAUAAAUUCUUUCAUGAUAAUAUAGUACAUUGUGAUGACAACAAUAAUUUACAAAUACACAUACUUAAUGAUAUGACAAAUUUUGAGAUGAACUACAGACUAAUAAAAGAAUAUCUGAACGAGAAAGGAUGCACAUGCGGUUACAAUAAAAUUAUAAAAAACGAUGAAGAAAAGAAUACACAUAAAUUAAAUAAUAUUAUUAAAUAUAUUAAUAAUUUACAUAUCGAAUAUGAUGCUUUUUAUAAUUAUAAAAAGAAAUCAAAAAAUUUAAAAGGUGAUAUGUUUGUAGAAUAUUUAGAAGAGAAGAAAAAAAAUAUGGUCAUUAAUUCAAAUAUAGAAAAAGAAGAUUAUACAACAUUAUCACAUAUUGUAAAUAAAAAUUUAAUACCUAUAGAUAAAAUAUUAAACUAUAACCCUAGUCUGGAUUUUUCAUAUAUAAUACAAGGUAUUAAACAUAAUAAUUACAUCAAAACAUCUAUUAAUAUAAAUGAAUUACAAGAAAAGGAUUGGUAUCAUAUGUAUAUAUAUCAUAAAAAUAAAAAAAAUAAAUCUUCAGAAAAAAAAAUCAAAAACUCAUCUACUCUAUUAAAUCAAAAUAUUAUAAAUAACGAACAUAAUAAUAAUAAUAUUAUAAGAUUAACAUCAUCUUCAAAAUAUAGAAUAAAUCAUAAACCAUCAACAUAUGCUUCAACCAUUUUUCAAUAUUCUGAACAGUUCAUAUCAAAUAAUGAUAUUUAUACUUUUGCUGAUAAUCUUUAUAAAAAAAAAGAACAUUUCUUAGAAAACAUAAAAACAAAACAACACAAAUGCAAACAUAACUUUUAUCAUCUUCUUUCUAAAGUGGAAACAUAUAUGAACUGUGUUGCAUAUAACUUAUAA